AUGGCAAACCCAUCCAUCUACCAUGCGACGGCCACGGCUCCGGUCAACAUUGCCGUCAUCAAAUACUGGGGUAAAGCUUCCACCAAGCUAAACACACCCACCAACUCCUCACUGUCCGUCACCCUCUCCCAAGACGACCUACGGACAAUCACAACUGCAUCCUGCUCCGCGUCAUUCGAGUCCGAUGCUCUGUGGCUCAACGGCACCCCUCACGAUGUCAGCAAUGCAAGAUCACAGGCUUGCUUUGCUGAAUUGCGAGCUCUACGAAAAGCAAAGGAAGACAAGGACUCGUCUCUGCCCCCACUUUCCACCUACAAGCUCCAUUUGAUCUCGGAAAACAAUUUCCCUACCGCUGCUGGACUUGCUAGCUCUGCUGCCGGCUUCGCAGCCUUUGUUAGGGCAAUUGCAGACCUCUACGAGCUGGACGAAUCUCCGACAGAAUUGUCACGAAUCGCAAGACAGGGCUCCGGGUCUGCUUGUCGGUCACUAUUUGGUGGUUAUGUUGCUUGGGAGAAGGGAGACCGUGAAGAUGGGCAAGAUUCGCUCGCGGUCCAGAUAGAGUCAGAGUCCCACUGGCCCACAAUGCGAGCGGCAAUUCUCGUUAUCUCGGAUGCUAAGAAGGGAGUCUCGUCGACUUCAGGGAUGCAAGCAACUGUUGCGACAUCCACCCUAUUCCCAAACCGCGCCAAUUUCGUCGUCCCCGCGAGGAUGGAGGCCAUGAAGAAGGCUAUCGUGGAAAAGGACUUUGAAACCUUCGCAGAACUCACAAUGGCGGACUCUAAUUCCUUCCACGCAGUAUGCUUGGAUACCAUCCCUCCUAUCUUCUACAUGAAUGAUACCUCAAGAGCUGCAGUCCGUGUCGUCGAGGAGAUCAACAGAUCUGCUGGCAAGAAGGUUGCUGCGUAUACCUUCGACGCCGGUCCGAAUGCUGUCAUUUACUACGACGAGGCUAACCAAGACCUAGUGCUUGGAACUUUGAAGAAGGCUACGUCGAAUGUUACUGGUUGGUCGGAUAAGUACACUCACAUCAAUGCGGCGGUGCCGGAAGGGUUCAAUGAAGCAUUCUUGGAACCCUUAGCUGGAGGCGUCUCGCGAGUUAUCCUGACAGGUGUGGGAUCUGGGCCGUUGAAAGUACCAAAGGAGAAGGCUCUUAUUGAUGAACAAGGAAAUCCAAGGUCUGCAACAUAA
Messenger RNA from Orbilia oligospora ATCC 24927, 1188 nucleotides. RefSeq lists its product as uncharacterized. The coding region runs from base 1 to 1188 and encodes 395 amino acids. NCBI's taxonomy places the organism in Eukaryota, Fungi, Ascomycota, Orbiliomycetes, Orbiliales, Orbiliaceae. Gene Ontology annotation, biological process: isopentenyl diphosphate biosynthetic process, mevalonate pathway; isoprenoid biosynthetic process. Gene Ontology annotation, molecular function: diphosphomevalonate decarboxylase activity; ATP binding. The transcript has a single exon. Gene Ontology annotation, cellular component: cytosol. The record is from RefSeq and is a predicted model, not a curated record.